UCAGAAAAUCGAUGGAUGGGCAAAACUACAAUUCCCAGACGCCUCAAAACCGGAGAUACGUGUCAAACUUUCCGGAUAUGUGCUCGCUGCGCCGCAUGAAGGCCCUUUUCCGCCUCUGAGAAGUGUGCUUCACCUCGACAGACACCAUGACCGAUUGGGAGACUGCACCGGCAGUUGCUGAGACACCUGAGAUCAAGCUGUUUGGCAAGUGGAGCACUGACGAUGUGCAGAUCAAUGACAUCUCCCUGCAGGACUACAUUGCCGUGAAGGAAAAGUACGCCAAGUACCUGCCACACUCUGGUGGACGUUAUGCCGCCAAGCGUUUCCGCAAGGCCCAGUGCCCCAUCGUGGAGCGUCUGACCAACUCUAUGAUGAUGCACGGCCGCAACAAUGGCAAGAAGCUGAUGACCGUGCGCAUCGUCAAGCACGCCUUUGAGAUCAUCCACCUGCUGACUGGAGAGAAUCCCCUGCAAGUGUUGGUGAACGCCAUCAUCAACAGUGGACCACGUGAGGACUCCACCCGUAUUGGCCGCGCUGGUACCGUCAGGAGGCAGGCUGUCGAUGUGUCGCCCCUACGUCGAGUCAACCAGGCUAUCUGGCUGCUGUGCACAGGCGCAAGAGAAGCUGCUUUCAGGAAUAUCAAGACAAUUGCAGAGUGUCUGGCUGAUGAGCUCAUCAAUGCCGCUAAGGGUUCAUCUAAUUCCUACGCCAUCAAGAAGAAAGAUGAGUUGGAGAGAGUUGCUAAGUCCAACCGUUAAAAUGUUAUUUCCUACCAACCAAUAAAUUUGAAUACAUCACGA
Molecule: messenger RNA, 800 nt
Organism: Syngnathoides biaculeatus (alligator pipefish)
Lineage: Eukaryota; Metazoa; Chordata; Actinopteri; Syngnathiformes; Syngnathidae
Gene: rps5
Product: ribosomal protein S5
Exons: 6
Coding region: 147-758 (203 amino acids)
Biological process (GO): ribosomal small subunit assembly; translation
Cellular component (GO): cytosolic small ribosomal subunit; ribosome
Molecular function (GO): rRNA binding; mRNA binding; structural constituent of ribosome
Source: RefSeq, a predicted model, not a curated record